This is a messenger RNA of Phyllopteryx taeniolatus (common seadragon), 4815 nucleotides long. RefSeq names its product ankyrin repeat and MYND domain-containing protein 2-like. Gene Ontology annotation, biological process: regulation of smoothened signaling pathway. Bases 70 to 1332 code for a protein of 420 amino acids. The transcript has 10 exons. NCBI's taxonomy places the organism in Eukaryota, Metazoa, Chordata, Actinopteri, Syngnathiformes, Syngnathidae. The record is from RefSeq and is a predicted model, not a curated record. Gene Ontology annotation, molecular function: protein binding.
CUUAUUAGGGUUAGAGCAGGGUUUGCUCCCGUUGACUGGAGAGAGCAUAAAUAACUAAAGAACUAAAGAAUGGCUGUGCCUAACAAGGGAGAACUUACAGCAUCUGAGAGGAAAAUUUUGCAAGUCAUUGACGCUGGUGAUGUGCAUGAAGCGGCCCAACUGCUUACGAGUGACGACGUUCGAGUCAACUGUUUGGACGAGUGUGGGAUGACGCCACUGAUGCACGCGGCCUAUAAGGGCAAAGCCGACAUGUGUCGCCUGCUGCUGCAGCAUGGGGCUGAUGUCAACUGCAACCAACAUGAGUAUGGAUACACGGCUCUAAUGUUUGCCGGCUUGUCAGGGAAGACGGACAUCACGUCUAUGAUGCUGGACGCUGGGGCCGAAACGGAUUCGGUGAAUUCUGUGGGUCGCACUGCUGCUCAGAUGGCAGCCUUUGUAGGCCAGCAUGACUGUGUGACAGUCAUCAACAACUUUUUUUCGCGAGCCAGGCUGGAGUACUACACGAGACCGCAGGGGCUAGAGAGGGAGCCCAAGCUACCGCCGGGGUUAGCAGGACCCUUGCACAAGAUCAUUAUGACAGCCAACCUCAACCCAGUCAAGAUAGUCAUGCUGGUGAGGGAGAACCCGGCUCUUGUGGACGUCGGAGCUCUGGAGAAGUGUUACCAGGUGAUGGACCUGCUGUGCGAGCAGUGUGUGAAGCAGCAAGACAUGAAUGAGGUUCUCGCCAUGAGGAUGCAUUACAUCAGCUGUGUGCUACAGAAAUGUGUGACCUUUCUACAGAAACGAGAUGACCAGUUGGACGCGCUUGUGAAGAGCCUCCUAAGGGGCAGAGACAGUGACGGCUUCCCGCAGUACCAGGAGAAAUUCAUUCGAGACUGCAUCAGGAAGUUCCCUUACUGUGAGCGCACACUGCUUCAGCAGCUGGGCAACGACCCUACUGCGUACUCAGUGCUAACUCAGGCACUGACGGGUCAGAUAGCGUUUGUGGAUGCGGACUACUGUGCUACAUGUGGAGAACGGGGAGCUGACAAGCGCUGCUCCCUCUGUAAAUCUGUGACUUACUGCAGUUUGCCAUGCCAAAAGCUCCACUGGUUCACCCACAAAAAGAUGUGCCGCGCUAUGCAGGAGCAGAAUGCAGACUUGGAAAGGGACGCCCCAAGGCUGAAAGAGCUGAAAGAUGAUGAGAGUGACCUGGUGAUGGAGACAGCCAACUUCCUUCAGGAAUUGUGUCUGCGGGCCGAGGAGACGGUGGCUGCCGCCGGCGGGUGCCCUGCUGAGCUGCUUGGAUGCCCAUCUGCACCAUCACGGGAACCAUCCAGCUCCCAGGAAUGAAGGCGGACCAUCAGAGACAUCGACAAUAUUCUUUUCCCCCACAAAUGUUUGCAGAGCCAUGUUGGAACGGAAUCCGUGGCAGGAGGGUACUGUUUGUACAUCUCAGACCAGUUUUUAUGAUUGCUAGCACUGCUUGUCUAACAUGCUGAACCCCCCCCCCCCCAAAAAAAAAAAAAUUUCAUUUGCAACCACCAGGUGAAAAGAGAUGCUUUAUAGAAUUUCAGCACAGGGUAUUCUCAACCUUUCCCUCUUGAGUGUGCUAGAGAGCCAAAUGUCAGAUACAACUAGAAAAGCUAGGAACGCCUCAUUGAGGGCUUUGGGGUAAGGUGCCACCAUUAGCAUUUCGCUAUGUUAAAGGCCUGCCCCGAUAGAAGAGAAAAUGAAUUUGUAUUGUCAUAUUCUGCACGACAUUACAAGAUAAAACUAUUAUUUUUGGCCUGAAAUGAUGGGUUCCUAUUCGCUGUGGUAUGGUUAGAGUUAGUGUAUGAAUGUUACAACGCAAUGCUUAAAUUUCAGGUCGACAAACUCAGGUCUCUUACUUGAUCCAUCGAUGUUCUGUGUGGUUGCAAGUAAUCUAUAAAAAUGUCAAUAAUAUAUUGAGACAUCUAGGCGAUUCUCCUUUUUGUAGCUGCUCUGACCAGCCACAUUAUUAGGAGAUCCAAUUUAAGAAUAUAAACAAUCUGCCUUUGCAAAGAAAUAAUAACAUGUAUAAUCGAAUAUAGUAUCAUAUUUGAAAGCAACCACAAUACUAAACACAUUAUUGAAUCUACCUAAAGCUACCUCCCAUAUCACCUUUUGAUAUGGUCAUAUUAUAUUGGAUCUAGUAGAAAAACAGGAAAACUCUGUAUUCGUCUGUAUUCAGGAAAGGACAAGGCUUUGUAACAAUGCAGAUACGACUUCAUCAUUGAGAAUUUAUGAUCAUGUUUCACACUUAAAUCUGUCAAAAGUAACAGCUGCAGCUUUAAAUUAUGUGAACUGAACAGUGUUGAUUCGUGAGCCUAUCGUGUCUGUGAAGUGCAUUUUCAUUUCAUAUUUGUUUUUUUCGUGCAAUUUGCACACGCUGGUGACUGGUUACAGGGUGUGUGUGCCUUUUGUUUUGAAUCAAAUAAAGUUUCAUGGUACAGAUUACGCAAUACACGAUCAGGAUUUUGGGGCUGAAAAAAACGAUAACCGAUCACCGAUCCGAUCACAAGAUGGAGGAAUGUGUGUAUUUAAAUGACCUGUUCAUUUACUGUAUGUACUUGUGUACUUAAUUGCUCAAAAAAAUUAUAUUUACAAUAAAUAAUGUGUGUCUUUGUUCCUCUAUUUAUGCCAGUGAGGCAUAGUGACAGACACAAAUGAAUGGUCUUCUAUUAGAUGGCAGGAAGUAAAUACAGUAAUUAAUGUAUCCACUUUUUGUGACAUGUUUGUUUGUUGGUGUGCCGUGAGAUUUUUCAAUUGUAAAAUAUGUGCCUUGGCUCCAUAAAGGUUGGAAAUCACUGAUCUAGUCACAUCGUGUAUUCUAAUCACUCAGGUCAAGCCAACAUUACAACAUGACAGAAAUAAUGGGUGCUAACUUACUGUCAUUAAAUUACUUUAUUUUUAAUUAAAUUACUUCACCCACACCGAAGCUUUAGAGCAUGAUUCGACAUAACGGCAGAAUGUUUACGUCCAACUGUUCGUGCUAGCAGGAGCUUGCUAGGCUACAUAACGUUUUGUUGCCUGCUUGCGAGCCGUAUCGUAUUAAAAGUACGUGACCAUACCUCAAGCAAGCCUUAAACGAACGUCCUCUCCUGUCCCGACCACCGGUGACCACCAACACAUGUUUUCCACCAUUUUGUUUUUAUAAUACAGUCGGCGCGAGCCACUCUUGUUGUCGUCGCCACGGUAAUGAGUGUAUCCGGUCGCAUUUGAGUUGACAAGAUAAAGCCCAAUGAUCGUAAAAAACGGGAUGCGGGUUAUCGGAAUACAAUAUUUUAUUGCAGUAGUCUGACAUAGUGCAAUCGUGAAAGAGCAAAUUUGUCUUGUAGUCUGAGCCGGGCAUUACGUGGUGUCUGUCUCAGACGUGUUGUCGGUUACACACCGCCGACAUGUUUUAUUUUUUUAUUAUAUUUUUUUUAAAUACAUUUAUUGGCCGCCAGAUAUUUACAGGUCUACGUCAAAAGACACGCGACAAGUCUAAAAAUAAACUAGCUUUCGGAUUCAAAUAUACUGUGCACGAUGGCGACGUGGAGUAAAUGUCUUUUGCAGUCAUUUAUCGGAUCGGUGAAUUAUGACAUUAAAGCCGAUCAGCCGAUCAGCAUAAAAUGCUAAUUAUCCGCCGAUACCGAUAAGGCCGAUAAAAACAGUGUAAAGUCUAUUACAGAUGUAGUAACCUUAGACAAGAUUAUUUCCGUAUAUAUACUUUUUGCGACUUUUUUGAUGGAUGGUCAGAUAUUUCUAAUGUAAAAUAUGUGCCUUGGCGCUAUAAAGGUUGGGACACACUGGGUUAAAGGAAUAAGUUGAUGUAUUAAUUUUCUAUAUGUAGUGUACUGACUAAAAUGUGUUGAACUGUAUUUGUUUGAAUUGCUGUUGUGAAAACUAGUUAAAAGUUUGUUUGGUUCUUUGUGUGGAUGGAUACUGGGGUGUCCUGAGUUCCGAGGGGUCUGUGAACAUUUCAGGGUUUUUUUUGUUUUAAUGAUUGAUUGAAGGGGUGGUGCGUCCAAUGGGAUUGGGGGAAGGAGGUGGGUCGUGGGGAGGAAGAGCGGGAGAAGAAGAGUUUUUUUUGGGGGUCUGGACCUGGUUUUCUCGACGCGAACGGAUUUACUGUUUCAACGCGAACGGAUUUUUGACUGUUUCAACGCGAACGGAUUUACUCUUUCAACGCCACGGGUCCUGCCUGCUGAACGCCACGGGUCCUGCCUGCUCAACGCCACCGGGCUGCCGCUUCGACGCUACGGGAUCCAGUCGCUGUGCCUACUCAAGCGUUUUGAGGGCGCGUUCCUACGGCAAUCGGUUUGGGUUUCUUUUCCCCAGUGUACUGAGGGUUCAACGGUUUUGUGAGUACUGCCAGUGAGGGCUACAUGUGGGGGCUCGUCCGGGAUUGUUAUUGUUCACUAGUGUAUUUGUGAGCAAAGAAAAAAAUAAAAAAUAAAUAAAAAAAACUCAAAACAAAACAUGGAGUCCGAACAAAUAAUCAAAUGGUGUGACGACAAAGGUAUUGAUGUUAAGAAUUCUAUUGUGCUUAGUGGGGUUUCUCUUGAUGUUACUGAUGAGAACAUUUAUAAGGUACUUGAUGAAGUUAAAAUUUUUGGUCGCACUAAAAUCAGAGGACGGUGUCUAACACGCACAAACAACAAUCAGUCCGUAUUAGUUGAGACCACAGAUGACAUGACUAAAACUGACUUACCUGAACAGUUGGUUGCUGGGGACCCGUCAGACUUGUGGGUAGUAAGUGUCCCUGAUUUUCAGACUUUCCAUGUGACUAGUGACAAAAGAGGUUUCCAAUUCAAGCUAGUAUCAUUC